AUGGCUCGGAAUGAAGAGAAGCAGCUCGGAAAAUUAAAUCGGUUAUGGCUGCAGAAAGAAAAACAGGAGGGUCGCAUUAAAGAUGUUCACGUUUCAAGACCCAAACUAGCGACAUUGAAUUCAGUUGCAGCUGUGAAGAAAUGGAUACCAAGCAUCAAGAAUGAAAUAGAGUAUUAUCUGCAGCAGUCCCAGUUAUCUCAUUACCCAGAGAGGAAGAUAGCAGAAUUCCACCAGCAAAUCGAACAGCUGGAAAAAGAGUAUAAGUGUUACCUUAAGAAGCUGCACUUCCUCGACCCCACCUGUAAACACCAGCCUUGGAGUCUCAGGGCAUACACCAAGAGGAGAAAAGAAUCUAACAAUCAAUUUGCUGCCAAGAGACUCUGUAUUCCUGAUCCUAAUGACCAAACCAGCCUUAGAGAAAAAGCUGCAACACCUACUGCAAAUAAGAAGGAUAUAGAAGAAUGUAACCCGUCACAACCCGGUGAUGCCCAGCUUUCUAAUCUUCCAGAUCAAGAUCUUCCACUCUCGUUUGACAGGUCCAGGCUGGCGGUAGCAGUAGCAGGAUCCCGGGGGACCUUCUCAGGGCAGUUAAGUGACACCAGUACCCUGGUACAUGCCCUGCAUAAUGGUCUCCCCAAUUUACACAACUCAGCUACAGCAAAUGUUUUAAGACCCGAGGAAAGAGAGAACCCUAAACCCCUCUCCAGCAUUAAAAUAACUCUGAGCAAAACAGAACAUGUGUUGGGACUUGGCUGCUACUCAUCUUCCUCAGAUGAAGAGGUGUAACUCAUGAUAAAUGUCUUAGAUUUUUGAUGUGCAUUGC
This is a messenger RNA of Trichomycterus rosablanca, 823 nucleotides long. RefSeq lists its product as uncharacterized. Lineage: Eukaryota; Metazoa; Chordata; Actinopteri; Siluriformes; Trichomycteridae. The transcript is spliced from 5 exons. The record is from RefSeq and is a predicted model, not a curated record. Bases 1 to 786 code for a protein of 261 amino acids. Gene Ontology annotation, biological process: generation of catalytic spliceosome for second transesterification step.